UACAAGACUGAGCUCUGUCGUCAAUGGGAGGAGAAGGGUAGUUGCCGAUAUGGAGCCAAGUGUCAAUUCGCUCACGGCUCGCAGGAGCUGCGCCCUGUUGAGCGUCAUCGGCUCUACAAGACACAGAUCUGUCGGACGUACUUCCUCACUGGAUCAUGUCCAUACGCCCGCCGUUGCUGCUUUGUCCAC
Tilletiaria anomala UBC 951 is the source of this 189-nucleotide messenger RNA. RefSeq lists its product as uncharacterized. The annotation marks the transcript as partial. Gene Ontology annotation, molecular function: mRNA binding; metal ion binding. NCBI's taxonomy places the organism in Eukaryota, Fungi, Basidiomycota, Exobasidiomycetes, Georgefischeriales, Tilletiariaceae. The transcript has a single exon. The record is from RefSeq and is a predicted model, not a curated record.